Molecule: messenger RNA, 1214 nt
Organism: Cucumis sativus (cucumber)
Lineage: Eukaryota; Viridiplantae; Streptophyta; Magnoliopsida; Cucurbitales; Cucurbitaceae
Exons: 5
Coding region: 275-904 (209 amino acids)
Source: RefSeq, a predicted model, not a curated record
AAUAAAUAAAUAAUUGUUAUUGCCAUCAGAAUAAAGUUGCAAAAGUGAAUCUUUUGAGAGGGAGAAAGCAAAGAGGAGAGACAAACAACCGCUCUUCUCUUCUUCCUCUUCUUCUUCCUCUUCUUCUUACCUUAUUCUUCCUUCUUUUCUGGUCCCUCAAUCAUUACACCCACCAAAUUCUCCAUUUCUUUCUAAUAAUUCCCUUACAAAUUCAUCAUCUCUCUAUUCUUUUUCCCACCUUAUUCACUUCACUUCUUUACUGAUUACAGCAACCAUGGUGUCUGCCAACAGAGAGAUGGUUGUGUACUGUUUCGAUACCCUUCUCGCUCACUAUAACGGCGAGGAAGCCCCUCCCCCUGCGUUCGAUGGCGGUCAACACCCCUUGUUCGUUACUUGGAAAAAAGUGGUCAACGGUGGUGAACCUCGUCUGCGAGGGUGCAUAGGAACUCUAGAAGCUCGCUGCUUGAUAAAUGGCUUCAAGGAUUAUGCUUUAAAUAGUGCAUUGAGGGACCGGAGGUUCCCCCCAAUACAGCCUAAAGAAUUACCAUAUUUGGAAUGCACAGUUUCCAUUCUAGUUGAUUAUGAAAUAGCUACAAAUUAUCUUGAUUGGGAGGUAGGUAAGCAUGGUAUUAUUAUUGAAUUUAACGACCCCGAUUAUAAUGCUAGACGAAGUGCUACGUAUCUGCCCGAGGUAGCUGCCCAUGAAGGUUGGACAAAAAUUGAGGCGAUUGACUCGUUGAUGCGAAAGGCAGGAUAUAAUGGUGUAAUCACGGAGUCGCUGCGUAAGUGUAUUCGAUUGACCCGGUACCAGAGCACCCUAUUCACCAUGCACUAUGGCGAGUAUGUCUCCUACGUUAAAACCAUUAGGGGCUCAACUCCUUGCGUGGUCGGGGCUAAAGCCUAACAACCAUUUGAUUCUUCCAAACGGCUUUUGCUAAAAUCUGGAAAGCCUAAGUUUGGGUACUAAACAAAAUUAUAUAUAGGAUGCUUGAAUGAUAUAUGUCUUGUGUUCCAUUCUUCCCAGAUAUUUCUUUUGAAUCACUGUCUUUUCAAUGCCAUUCAACAAGAAGAAGAAAAAACUGAAGAACCCCAAUAGUUAUUUGGAAAACUUGAUCAUUCAAGCUUUGCAGCUCCUCUACAUUUGGCUGCUCUGUCAUACUUUCCUUGACAUUUCUAAGUUCUAAUUAUCAAUAUUGCUAUAAGCUGUUUAACUA